This is a messenger RNA of Trifolium pratense (red clover), 1109 nucleotides long. Its product is annotated as peroxidase 10-like. The record is from RefSeq and is a predicted model, not a curated record. The coding region runs from base 65 to 1045 and encodes 326 amino acids. The transcript has 5 exons. Gene Ontology annotation, biological process: hydrogen peroxide catabolic process; response to oxidative stress. Lineage: Eukaryota; Viridiplantae; Streptophyta; Magnoliopsida; Fabales; Fabaceae. Gene Ontology annotation, molecular function: peroxidase activity; heme binding.
UCACACACAAUUCUAAUUUUGUUAACUAAACUAACUUCCUUUGUUUUCAUCAUAGUUUCAACUUAUGGAGUGUGUCUCUAACAAACAUUUUUAUGUUCUUAUGCUUUGUCUUGUGUUUCUUAAUCCACUUGUGUGCUCUCAACUUUAUUACAACUUCUAUUUCAAAACUUGUCCAAACCUAAAUAGAAUUGUUAAAGACAAUGUUUUGUCAGCCAUAGCCAAUGACUCAAGGAUUGCAGCUUCUCUCCUUCGCCUUCAUUUCCAUGAUUGUUUUGUUAAUGGGUGUGAUGGAUCUGUGCUACUGGAUGAUACAGACACAUUAAAAGGGGAGAAAAAUGCAUUGCCUAAUAAAAAAUCAUUAAGAGGAUUUGAUGUAAUUGAUAAAAUAAAGUUUGAUUUAGAGGGUGUUUGUCCAUCUAUAGUGUCAUGUGCUGAUAUACUUGCUCUAGCAGCCAGAGAAGCUGUGUAUCUAAGCAGGGGGCCAUUUUGGUUUGUACCUCUUGGUCGUAGAGAUGGCACAACAGCAAGUGAGAGUGAGGCAAAUAACUUGCCAGCACCUUUUGAUACUUUAGAAAAAAUUACUGCUAAGUUUAUUUCCAAGGGUCUUGAAAAGAAGGAUGUAGCAGUUCUCUCAGGUGCACACACCUUUGGCUUCGCUCAAUGUGCUACAUUCAAAACAAGGCUAUUCAACUUUAAUGCCUCUUUCAAAUCUGAUCCAUCACUUGAUUCAUCCCUUCUACAAAAUUUGCAAAAUUUAUGUCCAAAUCAAGCUAAUUCUGACACCAAUUUAGCACCCUUGGAUCAUGUCACUACAAACAUAUUUGAUAACACAUAUUACAAAAAUGUUUUAAGCAAUUCUGCGUUACUUCAAUCAGACCAAGCUCUUUUGGAUGACAAUACAAUUGCUUCAUUGGUUACCAACUAUAGCAAGUGCCCUUUUGAGUUUUUCAAAGACUUUGGGGUUUCUAUUGAGAAAAUGGGUCGCAUUGGUGUUCUUACAGGACAACAGGGUCAAAUAAGGAAAAAUUGUAGGGUUGUUAACUAGAUAUAUGAGAAGAUUUUUCUCCCUACUCCCCGUGUUUCUUUUCUGCCCAUAUUUUUUCCAUUUU